This is a messenger RNA of Stylophora pistillata, 3289 nucleotides long. RefSeq lists its product as uncharacterized. Gene Ontology annotation, cellular component: membrane; transmembrane transporter complex. Gene Ontology annotation, molecular function: protein binding; monoatomic ion channel activity. The record is from RefSeq and is a predicted model, not a curated record. Gene Ontology annotation, biological process: monoatomic ion transmembrane transport. Lineage: Eukaryota; Metazoa; Cnidaria; Anthozoa; Scleractinia; Pocilloporidae.
ACCAGUUAUGGAUGCCCCUCCCGACGAGAAAAAGAAAGUGGUAUUCCCUGACGAAAUACAUGAAACUCCUAUGCAAUGUGCUGCUCGGGAUGUUAACCACGAACUAGUUGAGGAAAGAGUAGGUGACGCGUCUGGAAUAGAUGGCAAAGAUCAACAAGAAAAGACCCCGUGGCUCUUUGCGGCUAAAGGUGGACACAGCAACGUUGGCAACAUCCGGUUGCAACACGUCGCCAACCCUUUUGGUAAGAAAAGGGAACACUGGACACCCCUUAUGUGUGCGGCAGACCUGGGCAAGGAAGAGUCGUGGCGAGAUAUACUCAGUGCUACUGCCACAGUCGAUGACAAGAACAUGGAUGGAGAUACAGCAUUGCAUAUUGCGUGUAGGAGAGGACAUGUAGGCGUUGUCACCUUGUUAAUGGAUCACGAGGCAAGCUUGAAUGAUUGUAACAAAAUUGGUGUCACGUGUUUUCAAGCCGCCGCUAGGGGCGGAAAUAGUAAAGUUGUAUUUGCAAUGAUAAAGCACCAAAGAUGGUCUGAGAUAAUGGAACACAAGGACAAGAAGGGGCGUACCCCCAUGAAGCUGCUGAUCAAACACUUCCCAGAGAGCGCAAAAGUGGUGAUGGAUCACUGCAUUGAUGGGACGGAGAUGGAAAGUUCUGAUGAUCCAAACCUUACUUUUACUUUCAACCUCCGUUUCCUAGACCCCGGUCCUACUGACUCUACUUGCCUGGGAGGAAGUCGUUUCUUUGGACCGAGCACCAUUGCGAAACACGAGCGUAGAGAAUUGCUCUUUCAUCCUUUGACCCAGGUCUUGUUGAAUAAGAAGUGGUCUUCUUUCGGGAGCUUGGUUUUCUACUUCAGCGUUCUGUGCAAUUUUGUUUUUGUUGCCACGUUUACAGUUCUUCUUUAUGAAGAUCUACAUAACAUUUCUGAACCACUGUUUUGGGGAAAGGUAUUUAAGUAUCUGGGAAUUGCUAUACUGAAGGUAGCAGUGAUGACGGUUGGAGAGGUGGACUUUGAAGAAAAAUUCAUGCCUUCCAAGAAUCUUACAUCAUGGGAGCCGACUUUUUCUGAGAAAACCUCGUUCGUCUUCCUCGGCUUGUUCAUGGUUCUAAUGACAAUUGUGUUAAUGAACCUCUUGGUGGGUCUUGCCGUGGGCGAUAUCGACGCAAUCCGACGCAACGCUGCGUUUAAGAAGAUGGCUAUGCAUGUCGAGUAUAUCGCCAACGUCGAAAAGAGCUUCCCGAGGUGCAUCUCGCGGCGUUUCUAUCAUCCAGAAGUAGUUUUGAGGCCAAAUCGUCGAACACUGAGGAAGAGCAUCGUUGGCAACAUCCGGUUGCAACACGUCGCAAACCCUUCUAGUAAGAAAAGGGAACACUGGACACCCCUUAUGUGUGCGGCAGACCUGGGCAAGGAAGAGUCGUGCCGAGAUAUACUCAAUGCUAAUGCCACAGUCGAUGACAAGAACAUGGAUGGAGAUACAGCAUUGCAUAUUGCGUGUAGGAGAGGACAUGUGGGCGUUGUCACCUUGUUAAUGGAUCACGGGGCAAGCUUGAAUGUUUGUAACAAAGUUGGUGUCACGUGUUUUCGGGCUGCUGCCAAGGCAGGAAAUAGUGAAGUUGUAUUUGCCAUGAUAAAGCACCAAAGAUGGACUGAGAUAAUGGAACACAAGGACAAGAAGGGGCGUACCCCCAUGAAGCUGCUGAUCAAACACUUCCCAGAGAGCGCAGAAGUGGUGAUGGAUCAGUGCAUCAAUGGGACGGAGAUAGAAAGUUUUAAUGAUCCAAACCUUACCAUUACUUUCAACGUCCGUUUCCUAGACCCCCGUCCUACUGACUGUACUUGCCUGGGAGGAAGGCGUUUCUUUGGACCGAGCACCAUGGUGAAACACGAGCGCAGAGAAUUGCUCUUUCAUCCUUUGACCCAGGUCUUGUUGAAUAAGAAGUGGUCUUCUUUCGGGCGUUUGGUUUUCUACUUCAACUUUCUGUGUUAUUUUGCUUUUGUUGCCAUGAUUACUGCUUGCUUUCUCUGGGAAAGUCAGUUCUUUUGUUUAGCAGCACUGUUUCUUGCGGGCACCCAACUGGAAAAGGAAUUUAUAACAAUUUGUGUCCAAAGACUUAGGUAUUGCACACUCUUAAGUAAUUUAACUGAAUUUAUACACUAUAGAGCGUAUUUUGUCUUGUACAUAGUCGAGUUGCUCAACCCUGCUAGCGUCCAGGCGUUGAAUGCUAUUGGGGUUUUCCUCUGCUAUACGAACCUAGUUUUGGUUCUUCGUUGGUCGAGUCUGGUUGGAAUUUAUGUCACCAUGUUUAUAGAGGUCACUAAGUCGGUCUUAAAAGUGCUGCUAAUCUUCUUUGUCUUGUUCUUUGGGUUCUCCAUGGUGUUCCAUGUCCUUUUCAAAUCAAAGGGAGACCCAUUUGACCUUCUGGGAAUUGCUUUACUCAAGGUAGCAGUGAUGACAAUUGGAGAGGUUGACUUUGAAAAAACAUUCACACCUUCCAAGAAUCUUACAGAUAAGCAGACUUCUUCUGAGAUAGCCUCGUUCGUCUUCCUCGGCUUGUUCGUGGUUUUAAUGACAAUCGUAUUGAUGAACCUGCUGGUGGGUCUUGCCGUGGGUGAUAUCGACGCAAUCCAACGCAAUGCUGCGUUUAAGAGGAUGGCUAUGCAUGUCAAGUAUAUCGCAAACGUCGAAAAGAGCUUCCCGAGGUGCAUCUUGAGGCGUUUCUACCACGCAGAAGUAGUUUUGACGCCAAACCGUCGAACACUGAGGAAGAGGUUGAUGGUUCUUCUUGGAAUGAAGACAUCUUCCGGAUUAGACUUUACUCCCCGCGCCAAAGAAGAACUGUACGCGGGUACAGUCUCGGAUAGUACUGAGAUUAAGAAAAAGCCUGACCUUCCUGAGAAACGCACCGAGGCAAUUGUUGAUACAAGGGAGGUGCAAAACGCUCUGUUCGGAGAAUCAACCAGAGAUAUUGAUCCUGGGACCGAGAUGGACACAAAAAGCCCGGAAAUUAAAGUAUCGACUGCAGAUUACGUACAAAUGGGUACAUCAGCUUCAGGGGGGGAGGGGGACCACGACGAGCAGGAGUUAAAUGUCAUCAAAACCACAUUUGUGUAAAGGUGAAUAUAUCACUAGAUUCUGAUUAAUUUGAGCAGCCACAUAUUAGUAUACGCUAUAAAAGGGGAUAACGGUCUGCUCUGAUUGGCUGCUCAAACUCCAAAUUUUCUUUACUAUUCACCUGUGAGCGGCUAGCGCAGGAUUUUCGCCUUAAAAUAUUGUAAUCGUUGC